This is a messenger RNA of Fonsecaea monophora, 741 nucleotides long. RefSeq lists its product as hypothetical. The transcript is spliced from 4 exons. The record is from RefSeq and is a predicted model, not a curated record. Lineage: Eukaryota; Fungi; Ascomycota; Eurotiomycetes; Chaetothyriales; Herpotrichiellaceae. Bases 1 to 741 code for a protein of 246 amino acids.
AUGUCGGCCGAUCCAUUGGUUUCGCCUUUCGCUGGUUUCGCCUUUCGCAACCUCUCGGCCUUUGGCUACACCAAGGGCAGUGACUUUCAGAAGUCGACCGCUCCCCAGGCCCUGAUGGAUAUGUUGCGAGGUCGAGGUCUCUUGGGCAACAAAGGUCGAGGCAAUGGUUGGACGGAAACAUCGUGCUUUCUAGGCACUAUCUAUCAGCAGAUUCCCGUCCAAAUGAUGGUAGAGCAAACCUACUGGGAUCCGUCUCCUCUGGUCGCGUUCCAAUCCUUGCUGUCCCCAGAUUUCCAAGAGAGAACUCAGAAAGGUUCCGACGACGCGAUGCAGCCGGGCGAAAUGCUCGUCGUUCGUGGACCCCCUGGCCCCGGUUGUUCUACCUUUCUCAAGACCAUUACCGGCGAGACGUACGGCUUCAAUCUCGGUGAAGAUUCUUACAUCAACGACCAAGGCAUAAGCUACAAACAGACGCAUAACGAUUUCCGGGAGGCGACUUCCAUCCUUGAUCUCAUCGAUCUCAUCGAAAAUGAUUCUAAGCAACAAUCAUUGACACCGAGCAUGUCCUUUCCAGGAGCAAUUUCUUCCCUCCCCUCCGAUUCUGCCUUGCACCUUGGAUCGAUGUGUCCAUCACAGUACACCGACGUGGUUAUGGGGUCGAAAACCAGCCUCUGCGCCUUCUUGACCGACACGUCGAGGGCGAUCGAGUAUAAGGCUCUCCUCACAAUCUCGAUCGGAUAA